CCAAGAUGUUGUUUCAAAAUGGCGGCAAUGAUAUGUGAGAUUAGACUCAUGCAGUGCAGUUAGGCUUGAAAAAGCCGUUUGCAUUAAAAAAAUACAAAAAAUGGGAUUUCAGUCGGAUGAAGAAUCAUUACUCAUCUAAACCAAUUUCAAACUGUAUAACAUUAGAUGAAUCGAUGACAUCCUGUGGAUCAAGACUGUUCCAUAUAUCAACAACACGGAAAAUAAACGCUAAACUCUAAGUAAGAAAGAUGAUGAAAUAUAAUUCACGGGGCCCACAAAGGGUUUACCAUGAGGACGAAACUGCAUGUGGUCCUCUUUGUCAGCAUCCAGCAUGUUGGCAGUCGACAAAUCGACGUGUCAAAAAUAUCCCUCGCAGACUGGAGAAACUACCACCACCUGAGGAUAUUGAAACAGAUUUGCCAACAGUGAAGGUGUGUAACAUGCUGUCAGACUAUGGGGAGGAUACAAGGGAUCACUACCCCAUGCAUCAUACCAACCAACCCAGCAACACCAGGGCUACUUCUGUACCCAACCUCCCCUCACAGUUGACCAAAACCAGACCGUAUCAGAGUACUGGGCUGCGGCUGACAGCCCCUGCCAGCACCCCUGUGAACAACAAUAUGGAAUCCCGUUCCAAGCAGCAGCUCAACCGUCGCAACCUCAAAUUAGUGGAAGUCCAGGAGGUGUUUGACCUUGAGGAUCUAAACAGUACCUGGGAUGACACCUUUAUUGCCAAACAGUAUUAUGUAUGGGUCCCCAACCCCAAGGGCAAGACCCCUCGCAGUGAAAAGUCAGGCGAUCAUCAAUCCUCAAUAAGCCAAAUGAAUGCCUCAAAGAAAGUUCUUGUAAAGGACAUGACAGAGGACAUGAUCCCGCGCCAUUAUGAAUACGAACGCUACAUGCAGGCCAGAUCUCCAUCCAUCCGGGCUGACAGCUGGCCAGUACUGAAGAAAAAGCGUGCUGUGACAUCACCUACCUAUAGUAUGUACAACCGCCGUACUCCUUAUUCCAGUAUCGGUAAUUCCGCCCACGACAGAACAGCUUUUGAAACAGAUGGAAUUGAUGAUUUGCUUGAUCUCCCCCGUGAUAUCCUGGUCAAGGUGUUGGAUCACGCCAAACAGAGUGACUUCAUGUCACGAGACCGUAUCCAUGAGGUAAUCGAGCGUUUCUUGCCCCCUUAUGACCGAUUGACCACCAACAUGUCGACGGCCAGCUCCGACCUGUUACAGCAGAAAAAGAUGAACCUACACAUCUCCAAGGCCCGACAUCUUCGCCAAGCCCACCUUAUGGAGACCAAGCCUGUGUUCUACCUUGAUGAUGAUGAGGAAAACAUACAGGAAGAGGAAGAGGAGGAGGAAGAGGGUCAAGUGACGGGACGUGUAACAGAUACACAGCGCACUGUCGAUAAACGCUUUGACAGCGACUAUGGAUCCUUCCGUGAUUUCUAUUUUGGGGGAAUGAAAGAUUUCCCAAGAUUCAGAAAACCUUUACCUGCCAUAGGAGACACUCCGUCCACGAUCCCGUCCAUUUCACUAGGCCUGCCUGAGCUGCCGUUUGGUCUCCGUAAGACACGUACCUUCACCUAUAACAAGAGGAACUACAGAGAUGUGGACUUCACACUCGGGCCAAAUCCUAUGCCUCCCAGCAGUCUACGUGAAUCUGUAGAGCCACAGGACCAGUCAGAACACAACUCACCUUCACAGAUCAACAUUCAGUCUCCUUCCACACCUAAAGCCCCUGUCGACAUUCCCAUCUCUCAGGAGGAGCGGAAGGUCGCUGCUGAGGCUGUCCAGUCCCCAACACGGUCUGCUACUAGGACAUCUGUACCUCUGCAUGCCGUUUCGCCGGCCGUCAGUACCAAAGUGCCACAGGCCCCAGCCACCACACCGGCUGCUGCUUUAUCCCCUACUAAGACCUUCUUCAGGGAGCCAUCAGCCCCUCCCCCCACAGCCGAGGGCACUCAGGCCGACCUGAUGAUCUCACGGACGAGCACACUGUCUCCUACACAGAAUAUUAGAGCACCCAUGAACUCUCCACGGGAAACAUCACCAGAACGUACUCGUACAGGAAGGAUUUAUGGUUUAGGCCUAGAUACAAUUGAGGAGAGGAAACAAGAGGAGACAACUGAGAUUGGGGCAGGUUUUUCACGUAGUCGCAGUAUCCUCUUUUCAACAAAUGAGGUUCCUGAAGUCCCACCACCACCUUCUUCACCGCAAGAGGACGAUGAUCGGUCAGAUAUGACAACACCACUGGCAACUCCGGUGGUCAAAGAUGCGGCAGGUCAUGUCACAGUUCUGACCAAUCAAAACACUGUAAAUACUCGAGAGCAUACCCACACCUCAUUCGACCUUCAAGUUCCAGUGGACAGGAAGCGGGAGUCGACCAUGGGAUCCACGCCUGAGCCCUGGCCAGCAGUCAAUGAGGCUGACUUUGAUGUUACACCAUCCUCAACUAAGUUGGCAUUGCACAGUGAACAUGCUAAAAAUGGGGUGGUCAACGAUUCUAGGAUGGCUGUAAUGGAUCCAAUGUCUGACCGAUCCUCCAUGUAUAAUGGACUAAAGUCUGAAGAUAUUAGCAGAAAUUCAAGUGCAACUAACUUGAAACCGGACGAGAUGAAGAAAGAAGCAGAAUCCCCUGGUCCUCCUCCUCCCUCCCCAGAGGCGAAGGACAAGAGCAGGAAUGCCCAUGACAUUCCCAAGUCUGGGGGACGCAGGCGUGACAUUAUGUCCAGAGAGUCGCUCACCAUGACACCAUUAAUGGAAGGUGAUGAGGAAGGAGAAGUUACUCUUAAUCAGGGACAAAUAAAGACGAUUGUGGUGUCUGUGCCGCCACUUGGAACUGCUGGAAAACCACGGAACAAGAAUAACCGGACUGUUGAUACGUUUGUAAGUAUUGACAUCCCAGCUGUGUCUGUAGAACAUACUGUAAACGGGGAUGAUGGGGUGAAACAGGGAGGCCGUACUCAGGGACUUGAAACAACUGUCGAAGAAUCACAGGAAGACAUCGAGUCUCUGACACAGACUAUUAAUACAAGAGAGGUUCCUCUUUCUGUAAUGAGCUCUUUGGUUGACCCGUCUAUGGAUGGCCAGGAUUCCAUGUCGGACAUGAUGUCUGCGGGAGUAUCAAUAUCCCAGGCAGGAAAUGUAUCGCCAUCCUCCACUGUCCCUGACAAGGGCCUGAACAUCGAUUUGAAGGCCUUCGUCAAUGCGGACCAGAACAGUGAGGAUAAUGGUAAGAUCUCAGAGCGAUCGGAAGCACAGGAGAAGGAGGGUAUAACAGAGAAUGGGGGAGAUCACGAGGGAUUCAAAGAAGAGCUUAGAGAGGAGUUACAAAAGCUACAGACAGCCCGAAGAGGUGACGGUGAAGUACAGGAUUGGCAAAUUAGGACACAAAGUGAGGGACAGAAGGAGACAAGGCAGGCCCUUGAGGAGGCAAGUACAGAUGAAUCGAAACCUGAGCAGCCUUAUGAGUCACGGCAUGUCCUAGAAGGGGCAAGUACAGAAGACUCGAAGAUUGAGAAGGGACAGGGGCAAUCGGAGGGUGAGAUAAAUGAGACAGAACAAUCAACAAAGAAUACAGAACAGGAAGAAAAAUCAGAAAACCAAGGACAGUGAAUGGCAACAAUGAAAAAUGCCCCUAACAAUCAAAGGCAUGUAAGAGGAUAGAAGAAUAAUGAAACCAUUAAAAUGACAGGUGGUAGCACCACCUUCUGGUUGUGAGUCACUAGUAAACAGCUAACAGUACAUCUGAGAGGUGCUGUACCUCACCUUGAUGUGCUGUGCCUUAAUACCUAACAUCAUUAAUUUCACAUAUUCAAUUUAUUAAAUAAAUGACAAGUACAGACCUAAGAGAUUAUGCUAAUACUUAUUUGCUACACGUGUACUGUCAGUUUCUUUGUCUAAUAUUUCUAUCGUGCGAGUUGUUAUUUAACAUGUUAAACACCAUUUAUAAAGUGAAUACCUGCCCUUUUCUUUUCCUGGCAUAUUCUGGGAAAUAUGUCCUCAAAUGCUUGUCACGAAUUGUUUAACUUCUAUUUUGGAAAAAUGCAAUAUAUUUUUUUUAUAUUAAACGACGUUUUAUAACUAUUUUUAAAAGACAAAGAGUAAUCUUUAGUUGCGCUCCAUACGUGUAACUAGCCUUUCCUAUCGCUAUGAUGUUACACAAGUAUCUGGAUGUUUAUUCAAUUACUGGGUGUUAUGAAUAUUUUUCAAUUGUUUUCAUAUUUGAAUUUAUUUAUCAGCAUUGGGAAGCUCAGCAUUUGAAAUUAUGAACGAUAGCCUUGCUUGUAAAAUGUAUUAUAUAUGGUCUUUUUGGAUGCAUGGUACCCAAGAGUAGAACACUUCCUUAUUUGGCUUUAAAACUUUGAACUGUUACUGAAGCUCAUCAGCAAUGACUUUCUUCCUACAUAACGGCGUCGCCUCUCUAUGGUAUCUGUUCUGUUGACCCUUUAAAUGUACAUGUAACUGGAAAUAAUAUCAAUGCCAAAUGUUUAUCGUGAUCUGAAUAAAUACAGAAUAUUCAUCAAAUUUCCUGAAAUAUGUAAUAGACACAAUAAUGAUUUGUUGUAGAAAUUAUUUACCAGUAUGAUUAUCGUUGCAUGUAUUAGAACACCUACGUUCCAUGUAUUCGUGUGAAGUACAGGUUAUCAUUGCUCCAGACUGUCUUUCUUUACGUUAUAAAACACAUUGUAAUAUAUCUAACGUUGAAUACACCAGGAAGUAAAAGAUACUUUUCAUGUACAAUGCUUAGAAUACUUUUAGUGUCUCCUAAUUAUGCAAUGUAUAUAUUUCUUUUAAUGACAUUGUAUGCAUUUUAUUUUUACCUUUCGUAAGGAAUGUUUACCUUCAAUACUGAUGAACUGUAUGUAUCCUGUGAUAAAACUGAUAGCAUUAUAUAAGUAGUACAUGUGCGCUUAUACGAUGACAACUUUAGCAGAAAUACUAUCAAAAUAAUUCAGUCUCUUUUACACAGGCAUUCAUUGUAGAUUGAAUGUCGGGAUCGACUAAAACAUGAAGUUGUAGAGAAUGGUCAGUGGGGUGAUGGCCUAGUGUUAAAUAUACUGCACGAUGUGACAUCCCAUGUCUGUGAUAAACUCUUAUCUGUGAUACCGUAAAUUAUUAUGUUUGUUUUCAAUCUGAUGUCUUUCCUAAUAUUUGGGAUGUCGUAAGUAUUAAAAUAUAUCAAA
This is a messenger RNA of Mizuhopecten yessoensis (Yesso scallop), 5185 nucleotides long. RefSeq lists its product as uncharacterized. NCBI's taxonomy places the organism in Eukaryota, Metazoa, Mollusca, Bivalvia, Pectinida, Pectinidae. The record is from RefSeq and is a predicted model, not a curated record. Bases 249 to 3614 code for a protein of 1121 amino acids. The transcript is spliced from 17 exons.